Molecule: messenger RNA, 2620 nt
Organism: Wyeomyia smithii (pitcher-plant mosquito)
Lineage: Eukaryota; Metazoa; Arthropoda; Insecta; Diptera; Culicidae
Gene: Tomosyn
Product: syntaxin-binding protein 5
Exons: 11
Coding region: 125-1861 (578 amino acids)
Biological process (GO): regulation of protein secretion; regulation of exocytosis
Cellular component (GO): cytoplasm; plasma membrane; SNARE complex
Molecular function (GO): syntaxin binding; GTPase activator activity; myosin II binding
Source: RefSeq, a predicted model, not a curated record
GAUCAAUGGUUUAUGCAGCUCAAAUACCGGCACUACUGGAAGCAAUAAUAAUGGUAGUAGUAGUUGUGCUACUACACCCAAUUCUGCAUCUUCCUCUUUUCCCACUUUAUUGCAAGAACGAGGCAUGAGCAUAACAAGCUGUGGCAGCCCUAGUAAGAAAACAACGGGAAAUAUUUCGACAAUAAUUGGAGUUUCUGAUACUGUUAGAAAGUCUAGAUCGCAAGAUAAGUUGGACAACACAUUUUCUAGAUCACGCUCAUCAUCAUUGUCUAGUCUAGAAAACUCUAGUAACGAGGCUGUGACAUGUUUAGCUUUUGCUGAUAGUUAUAUAAGAAAAAGUGACCCAUCUUUAGCACUUCCAACAAUGUGGUUGGGUACUAGUCUUGGAGCAGUGCUGACAGUGUCCUUGAGUAUACCCGAGCAAGAAUCCCGCAAAUCAGAAGCUGCUCAAACGUCCCUAACAGAUUGUUUGAUUUUUGCAGGUCCGAUGUUUCGGCUGAAGGGAUCAGUUUUGUCCAUGUCUCUAUUAGAUUGUAAUGGUGCGCUAAUUCCGUAUCCAUUUGAAACAUGGAGGGAUGACGUCAAAGAAGCAAAACGAGACAAAACUCCAACUAAAACAACAAAUAAGAUUAGUCCAACGAAUCCAGAUGCAUUGUGCGAUCGGCAGUUUAUUGUAAUCGCCAGUGAUAAACAAGCAGGAGUUUUCGCCCUCCCAAGCCAAAAUUGCGUUUAUAAAAAAACUAUCGUCGAGUCUGAUUUUGUAGUUAAAGCAGAAAUAAUAAGCAUGAGAGAGGAAAACAACCGGUUACCUUUCCUUGACAUGCUACUUGUCAGACACGAUGAUCAACAUAUAUCGACGGAAUGGUACCAAAAACCGAUUGCAAGUGGCCGUUUUCUAAACUAUUUUUCGGCGCAUCCACCUCACCAAAAAAUAAACAUGGCCAUCAAUUUUAUUAGUAGAGUGAACAGGUUGUCCACCGGCCUAUCGGAGUCUGCAAAAGUCAACAUAAUGGAUCAACAUUUGAAGCUGAACGACUACCCUAAGACACUGCGACAUCGCCUGAUCAACCAGAGAAACUAUAGGAGUACCGAGCAACAUAGUUCCAACCAAUCGCCGAGUGAACACCUGGAAUACACUUACCGGUCAAUAGCAUACAUUCCGUAUCUCACCGAUAAGAUCAAUAGUGUUUGCCUCAUCAGUUUUGCUUCAAACGGUCGUUUGCUGGUUUUCAGUCUUCCUAGUUUGAGGUUAUUACUAGAAGUCGAUUUUCUACCACUUACUGAGCUGAGUUUCCAAACCAAGUGCAAGCAGGGCAUGGUUGACCCUAUGCUUUCAAUAUGGGGCCAACAAUUGAUCGUAAAUGAAGAUACAAAUAUGAUAUCCAAGACUUUCAGUUUUAGUAACAAAGGACAUGGACUCUAUUUGGUAACCCCCACCGAAAUUCAAAAAUUUACCGUAUGUCAAGAAUUUUGCAAUCAAUACAAUGAGAUGAUGGGAGAACUAUACGUGGAGCACGAAAUGCCAGAGGCUCCCAAGGAAAGCUUUUUCAAAGGACUUUUCGGUGGCGGUGCAAGAAAUCUAGAUCGCGAAGAGCUUUUUGGUGAAUCAAGUGGAAAGGCAAACAAAUCAAUCGCCAAACAUAUUCCCGGAUCAAAUACCAGCAUACAAGAUCUCAACACACGAGCCACAUCUGCAUCAUCAGAGGUAAGCAAAGCUCAUCUGCUUAUGCUAGAACGAGGUGAUAAGUUGAGCCAACUAGAGGAGAGGACUGAACGGAUGACUAGUGAAGCACAGCAAUUUUCAACUUCGGCGCACCUAUUAAUGAAUAAAUAUAAAGACAAAAAGUGGUACCAACUGUAAAUUAUGUAUAUUAUUGUAGAAAACAUUGUUAAAUGUAUAAGUCAUUGAGUUUUUUACAUGUACUUUACGGUGAUACUAAUUAUCAAUCAAUAAUUCUUGAAACUUUCACUUGAGCAUAACCAACCUCCAACAUAAACAAUAAUGUACGGCCUUAUUUUUGAAAACGGAGUAUCGGUUUUUCGAUCGAAUAGCGAAGCCAUCUUUAAAUAUGUCCAUAAAACCAAAUGGGCGAUCGUCUCGAUCAAAUCGGAUUCGAUCGAUGUUUCGAUACAAAGUAUUCAAUAAUCCUUUCUAUUUUACAUCAGAGAUGCAAUUCUGAAUUUUGAUGAAACUGUAUGGAAUAAUACAUUAUUGAGAAUAGGAAUCCUGAUCAGAUUACUUCCAUUUUGAUCGGGGAAAGAGAUGAAUAAAGGUGGAAACAUCUCUUAAACAAGAUAUCGUUUUCACUAUCAUUAAUGCAUCAAUAUUAGGAAUUCUUCCAGGGAAAAUGAAAGAUGCCUAACAAUGUACUAUGUUAUUUUAAAAGAAAUUAGAAACGCCUAAUUAUGUUCAAUCAAAAUAAAUAUAUAUUGUAAUAAAUAUGCUGCUCUUAUCUUUAACCACAACUCUACAUGAACGAUACUAUUACGUGAAGGGAUCCAAAUAAGUGUACGUUAGAAUAAUGAUAUAAACACCGGUUAUAUGAUUGAACAUUCUGUAUAUAUGUUGAUAGCCUUAGAUAAUAAGAAAUAUAUAUGUAUAUAUAUAUAUAUUUAUUUA